AUAAAUAGUCCGGAAAUUUGUUAUCUAAUUUAGGCAUCGAUCGGAUUCUAUUUAUAGAAAAGGGUAAUACCAUGUUCGAUUUCAGGAAAUUUACAACUACGUUACAUAAUUCCAAUACCAGAGAAAUGGAUGGUGUUUUUAUUCCGUUCCUGGCUGAAAUCAUAAAAUUUGGAGAACUGAUAUCGUCACCAAAGAUAAAACGGAUUCUGGGUGAUGAUGAAGUUAAACGACUGAGAAAGAGCAAAAACACAGAGAAAAAGAAGAUUCAGGAUAUUUUAAAUAUUGUAGAUCAAAAUGAUAGCUGGGAGACAUUUAUCGAGGUUUUAAAACAGGAUCUUGACUUCACCUUCGCCCCAGACAUACUUUUGAAGAAGUAUGAUCCUACUGUUGAUACAGAUUUGCGAAAAAUUGUCGGUGUCCUUAAAGAGGAAAAUAUAGAAACAAAGCCAUUAUUAGAAGCUCUAGGAAGCCACGAAUUGUUGACUGAACAAGAUAUACAGGAUAUAAGUGAAGAAUGUGAUAGAGACGACAUAGCAGCAUUAAUUGUGUUGAUAGACAGAGUUGUCAGACCUCAUCCUCAGUCCUGGUUCAAAGAAUUUCUUGAUUGCAUGAUUGGGAUUGGAAUGGAAGAAAUUGCAGGAAAGAUUGACCCGGAUAUUAAAGGCGCUUGUGAUGCUUUGUUAGACGUAAACUUGGAUGAUCAUUGGAGGAAGUUAAUUAUGGAGUUAUGCCACGGACAAAUUGUAAAGAAUGUGACACCAUCUGGUUUAUUGACUAAUUUAGGACUUAUUUUCAAUAUGGAUGAAAAAAAGUCCAUUAGAUCUCUUGAGAGAAUGGAUUCGCCACAACGUGCAAUGGAGAAAUUACUGGAAAUUUUAGACCACAAAGAGUAUGAAGGGAAAUGGCAAAUGUUCAAACAAGCAUUGAUUGAAGAUGACUAUGGAUGGGUAAAUGAAUUCAUCGAAGGCGAUUUCGUAAAAUAUGAAGAUACCCACAUUUGGGAAAAUUUGAUAAAUUUGUUCGAGAAGACAUUGUCCGAAAAUUUAAGACCACUUGAAAUUUUACCCUAUCUCAGACAAAAGUCUAUAAUAACUGAUACUGAUUCACAAGAGGUAGCUCAGAUGUGUAGAAAUGUUAGUGAAAAUGCAGCUGUGUUUCUGCUUCUGACGUUUCUUCCAAAGCGAAAACCAAACACCUGGUAUCCAGAUUUCAUGAAAAUUCUUUAUGAAAAUGGUUCGGCUCAUGUUGUUGAAGUUAUAGACUCAGAGAAGUAUGAAAAACUGAAAGCUCAAAGUUCUGUCCUAUCUGACAACAUGGAUGUAGAUAAGAUAGUUGAACCAACAGAACCAGAAAAGAAUAAUAUGGAGUUUGACACUCAAGAACACUACAUGUCUGUUACAGAGCAACCUCACAUAUCAGUUGAUAAUUUGAGUGCUCCACAGACAGUAGAUCACGUUAGUCAGCAGACUUCGACAAACUUCAAUUUGAAUCAAGAUGAUGAAAUUACAAAGGAGAAACUUUUUGCAAAGAAAAAAGAUGACGAAAAAUACAACAAGCUGUCAGAAGAAGACACAGAAUCGCCAACUGAUACUGAUAAUAUUGUGCUGGACUCGCUUUUUGUUAAUAAUGUGAAAAAGGAUAUAGCAAUGGAAGUUCGCCCUGAAAAAGUGAACAAUAUAUCUGGAUCUCCAUAUGAUGCAGUUGGAAAUGACGAUCCAGAUUCCGACACUGAUAAUGAGAUAGUGAAAGAAGAACUUCGCCUAAGAGGGUAUCAAAUGGAGUUGGCGAAACCUGCAUUAGACCACAAGAACUGCAUAAUUGUGGCACCUACUGGAAGUGGAAAGACAUAUGUAGCACUUAAAAUAAUACAGGAUCAUAUGGAUAAAACUACUGACAGAUUUCCUAAAGUUGUGUUCUUAGUAGAGCAAAGUGCCCUCGCCAAACAACAGGCUGAUAAAUGUAAAAAGUAUCUAUCAAACUACCGUGUAAAACUAAUCACUGGGGAAAUACAGAGAGACGCGAAGAUACCAAAAUCAUUAUCUUCAUGGUUAAAUAAAAGGGAUAUCUUAGUUGUCACUGCACAAUUGGUAGUUAAUGCUUUGAAGAAUGACGAAAUUAAAGUCGAGGACUUCACAUUGAUGGUUUUUGAUGAAUGUCAUCAUGCAAACGCAAGCCAUGCUUAUGCACAGAUAAUGCAUGGAUACUUGGAUCUCAAACUUGAUGAAAGUGUUGAUAGACAGAAAUUACCCUUAGUGGUUGGGUUAACUGCGUCAGUAGGUGUGGGGAGAGCUAACACAGAGGUGAUGGCACAAAAUCACAUCCAAAAGAUGAUGGCAAACUUGGAUGCUGAAGUAAUUUCAACAGUAAAUGAAUGUUUACCAGAACUAACAGAACACGUCAUUGUUGCCGAACAAGAAACAAUAUCCACUGGAGAAAGGAAGAAAAAUUAUUUUGGGGAAACACUUGUUACAAUGAUGGCUAAUAUCGAAUCAUUUAUGAUUGACUCUUCAUAUGCAUCUUUUCUGCCUAACAAUGGGAGUAUAUUGAAAGGACCUGCGGACAAAGGAUCAGACCCUUACACGCAGUGGAUAAGCAAACUAUGGAGAGAAACGGCAAAAAUCAACCACCAAGAUGCACGACGAUACUUUGAAACCUGUAGACUUUAUCUAGAUGUUUAUAACAAAGUCUUGAUUAUAUAUGAAGAUGCACGUGUGGAAGAUGCAAUGCUAUAUCUUGAGCAGUAUCUCAAACGUAUAAAUGAAGGACUGAAACCAGAUGCUACAGAUGACAAAAUGCUGAAAAUAUAUCAGAAAGGAAAUCGAGUAUUAACAGCAUGUGUUGGAAAUGUUAAUCACAUUAACCCAAAGUUGGAAGCAUUGAAAGAUAUAAUAUUCAAGCUUUACAAAGAAAAGCCAGAUUCUAGGGUGAUCAUUUUCAUAAAAACCAGAGAACUUGUCCAGGCAAUUGAAAACUGGAUGAAAGAUACAGAUGGUUUAAGUUGUUUAAAUCCUGUUAAAUUUGUUGGUACUCAAGCUAGUGGAGAGAAGGGAGGUAUGACCAAGAUGGAACAAGAUUGUAUCCUUAAAAAGUUUAGAACUGGAGAACAUAAAAUUAUUCUUGCAACAUCUGUAGCGGAGGAGGGACUAGAUAUACAGACGUGUAACUUAGUCAUCAGAUAUGAUCAUGUAACAAACGAAAUAGCCAUGGUACAAGCUAGAGGUAGAGGAAGAGCUGAAGGGAGUAGAAUGGUUGUAGUAGCUAGUGAAAAGAGAGGAACUGCAGAAAAAGAGGAAAUCAAUUUAAUGAGAGAGACAAAAAUGAACGAAGCCAUACAGAAAGUCCAACAAAAACUGUGUCGAAAUAAAGUACAGUUCUUAGAGGAGGUUGAAAAGAUUCAAAGGUCCGAGAAAAAGAAAAGAGAUCUGGAAAAAUUGUCUAGAAAGAGAGGAACAAAACGAAAUUCAGAAUUCGUAUUACGAUGUGGAAAGUGUAGUAGCUAUAUAUGUAUAUCAUCGGAUAUAAAGAAGAUCCAGGAUGCCCAUCACGCUGUUAUAAACGACGAUGUCAGAGACUGUAUAACCACUGAAAAAUCAGAAGCCAAACGUAUUGAUGCCUACACUACAUGUGGUGUAGGUAAGGUCAAAUGUAAGAAUUGUGGAAAAGAGCUUGGGAAUGUGACUAUUCACCAAGGAGCAGAAUUUCCUGUUCUUAAAAUUGAUAACUUCCUAGUGGCUGACAGUGCUGGUAAAACAAAUGUGUACAAGCGAUGGAAAAGCGUGCCGUUUUGUCCAGAUCCAAUGCUUGACGCGGAUUUGGAGUUCAGAUUACAAGGUCAACCCUAUGUUCAAGAGUAAAUAGACUGUUUUCGUUUGUCUAUGUUGUGUUUUAUGAACUAUUGUUAGUCUGUAAGUCUUAUUCCAUUUUAGCCAUGGCUUUAUCACUUUAUUUUCGAUUUAUGCGUUUGAAUUUUCCUCUGGUAUUUAUUGCCAAUCAAUAAAGACAACAGUAAUAUACCGCUAUUUAAAAGUCAUAAGUCGAUAGAGAGAAUAAAGGCAACAGUAGUAUACCGCUGUUCGAAACAAAUCCAGGUUACAAACUAUAACCGAUGGAAGUUUAUCAAAUAAAGAGGAAAACAACGUACAUCCUUAUUUGAAUUAUUUAACGAAACACAUAUGUUACGUUUGUUUUGAAUGAAGUUAAGUCUUUUCAAAGCGCAUUCAAAGAUUUGAGUCUUUGAUGAAUAUAAUGUUGAAUAUUUGGAUAGAAGUUGUAACUUUAUUAUAGUGAUUUAUUAACGAGUAGGUUUUACCAUUAUUAUCCCUGCUAUUGAUUAGUUAUUUAUUGGUAUGGUCUUACAAGAAAUAUUACAAAAAGUGUAUACAUUGUUUUAAUUUGUUUCACAACAGUCAUACAAUAACUUGUUUGCCUUUGAAAAAAAUACGUUUCUAAAAAAAUGUGCCAUAUUCGACAAGAAAGGAGUUCGUGUGAAAAUAGAUAAUACAAUUGUUUUACUUAAAUUCAAGUUAAUCUAUCAUAGUAAUAUCUUACAACUCAAUGUAUGUAUACGCUUGAAUGUGCACUUAAAAUAACUUGUACGUUGUACUUGUACUUGUAUUGAUCAAGUGUAUUUGUCUGUGGCCCCAUUGUGGUUUGUUUUUGAGAAUGAAAAUUGAAAGAAUACGAAUACUUUUAGAUUUGGACUC
Messenger RNA from Mytilus trossulus (common blue mussel), 4703 nucleotides. RefSeq names its product antiviral innate immune response receptor RIG-I-like. Gene Ontology annotation, molecular function: DNA binding; hydrolase activity; ATP binding. The transcript has 18 exons. Gene Ontology annotation, cellular component: cytoplasm. Bases 72 to 3854 code for a protein of 1260 amino acids. NCBI's taxonomy places the organism in Eukaryota, Metazoa, Mollusca, Bivalvia, Mytilida, Mytilidae. The record is from RefSeq and is a predicted model, not a curated record.